AUGGGCAGGGUAAAGCUAAAGAUAAAGAGGUUGGAGAACACCAAUGGCCGCCAAGCAACAUAUGCCAAAAGAAGAAAUGGAAUUAUGAAAAAAGCUGCUGAGUUAUCUAUACUAUGUGAUAUAGAUAUUAUACUCCUCAUGUUCGCACCAAAUGGAAAGCCAUCAUUAUGUAGGGGGAGGUGCAGUAACUUUGAGGAGGUUAUUACCAAAUUUGGUCAACUAACUCCCCAGGAAAGGACAAAAAGGAAAUUAGAGACUCUUGAGGCAUUGAAGAAAACAUUUAAGAAGUUAGAUCAUGAUGUAAAUGUACAAGAAUUUUUUGGUACAAGUAGUCAAACUAUUGAGGAUUUGAGUAAUCAAGCCAAGCUAUUACAAACUCAAAUUUUUGGAACUCAUAAGAGAUUAAGUCAUUGGACAGAAUUUGAUAAAAUAAGCAGUGUGGAUCAACUAGGACGGAUGGAAAAUUCGCUCAGGGAGUCACUUGAUCAAAUUCGAACCCGUAAGGAAAAUGUAAAAAAGCAGCAACAACUUGUUUCACUGCAAUGCAAUAACCAGUUGAAUGAGAUGAAUAUUCCCUUCAGAAUGACUGCACAACAACAACUCCAACCUCUAUCAUGGAUUGUCAAUGACAACGGCCAAAAUAUAGUUUUACCUGAAGACUCAAACAUGUUUCUCCACAAAGAUGUAGAGGGAUCUGUAAGUUCAUCUUUUAGGAGUUAUGACAAUUAUUUUGGCUCAAGUAUCAAAACUGAUAUGUCAAGCUCAACACAAGAAAAUGGGGUCCUUAGUGACAUGAGCAAUAUUGCCCCUAUGAGACUCCAAUUGAAUGGGCAGUUUCCAUGUCUUCAAUACAAUUUUAAUUUACUAAACAAUUUGAAGUUUCAACCAAGUGUAGAGAUUAACCCACAUGAAAAUCAUGUAGAUUAUCAUGUGAAUGAAGGCUUUGAAGCACCUAGAUCGAGUUAUGAUUCUAACAAUCACCAUGGUUGGGCUUCCACAUCAGGGUCUUGUGGUAUUAUUAUGUUUGAAGAGCAAUUAUAUGCCCAGGCAAGCUUCACUAAAGUGAACAUUGGCUUCACAUAA
Messenger RNA from Glycine soja, 1083 nucleotides. Its product is annotated as agamous-like MADS-box protein AGL30. Lineage: Eukaryota; Viridiplantae; Streptophyta; Magnoliopsida; Fabales; Fabaceae. Gene Ontology annotation, biological process: regulation of transcription by RNA polymerase II. The record is from RefSeq and is a predicted model, not a curated record. Gene Ontology annotation, molecular function: RNA polymerase II cis-regulatory region sequence-specific DNA binding; protein dimerization activity; DNA-binding transcription factor activity, RNA polymerase II-specific. The transcript has 10 exons. The coding region runs from base 1 to 1083 and encodes 360 amino acids.